CGCGGGAACCCCGCCUCAUUUCCGGAGAAAGCCGUCAGAAAAAAAAAAAGACUGAAAAAAGGCCCGAGAAGAUGGCGGUGCUGGCGGGGCGGGGGCGGUGGCUUGGGUUUGAAUUUUAGCGGCGCCAGCCGAGUCAGGACGACCGGCUCCGCGGAGCUGGAGCGGGGAAAGGUCCCGCCUAGUCCGGGGAGCUGCAGCCCGCCGCUGCUGUCGCCAUGGACUCGGUGUUAGGGGAGGACGUCACCCUGCCAGCGGGGCUCAACGGCAGCAGUGUUCUUAUUUCAAAUUUGCCAGAUGGUUCAGACAUUGAUCCCAAUUUUGGUCUGGGAAGCAAUGUGUUCCCAAAUGCUUCAGAAGAAACUGUGUCUCCCACCAGAGUACGAAACAUGAAAGACUUUGAAAAUCAAAUCACUGACUUGAAGAAAGAAAAUUUCAACUUGAAGCUUCGCAUUUAUUUCCUUGAGGAACGGAUACAGCAGAAAUUUGACAGCCCCAAUGAAGAUGUCUAUAAAAUUAACAUUGAGUUGAAAGUGGAGUUGGAAAGCCUGAAACGUGAAUUGCAGGAGAGGGAGUAUCUCCUCAUCAAAGCCUCCAAAGCAGUUGAAAGCCUGGCAGAAGGGGGCGGUUCAGAAAUUCAGCGUGUGAAAGAGGAUGCUCACAAAAAGAUGCAGCAAGUUGAAGACCACCUAACAAGAAAAAUAUUCCAUCUAGAGGAGGACGUCAAAGCAGCCCAGGCAGAAGUGGAAAAGGCCUUUGCAAUGGCAGAGAAGGAAAAGGUUCUCAGAAUGGGUUUGGAAGAAAAACUUUCAUCUCUGAAGACGGUACAGCAGGGAGAUCUGGAGGAGGCCCUAUCUGAGGAAGACAAAGACAGACUAAUAGAGGAUUUGAGGCUGACUUUGAAGAAAAAAGAUGCUUUAAUUCAGGAACUUGAAGAGGCAAAAUCUCAAAUGGGAUCUCCUGAUGAGAACUUGUCAUCUGGAAAACUCAGAGAUCUUACUGCUGCUUUCAGGGAAGAAAAGGAAUUAGAAAUAGAGGCUGUUCAAAUGGAACUUAGAAAUGAAAGAAAUUGCUUUGAAAAGAAAAUUCUGUCUUUCCAGGAGGACAUAAAAGAAAAAGAAAAAGAAAUUGCUCUUGAAAAGAAAAAUGGUUUGAAGAGGGAUAAAACAAUUCAGGGUCUAACUGUGGCCUUAAAAACAAAAGAUAAAGAGAUUGAAGAACUUACAUCUGAAAUUGAGGAGUUGACUACUUCCUUGGCUAAAGCAAGAGAAGCUACUCACAGUGCCCAAAUAGAAAAAAUCAAGGGGACUGAAGAUUUUGAGACCAUUUUGCUGGAAAAAGAAACCCUUUUAACACAGCUACAUGCUGAAAAUCGGAGGAAAGAUACUGAGAACCAUAAACUACAAAGAGCCAUUGAAAAGUUUAAUCAAGAUCUAGAUGAUUUUCAGCAUGAGAGGGAAAAAUUGGAGAAAGAGUUGGAUGAAGCCCGACGACAGAAGAGUCAUGGAGACAAAACCAUCAAUGACCUUAGAAAUCAAGUAGAGAAAUUACAUGGUGAAAUGAUUGAGAAAGAGAAGUCAGUGGAACAACGUUACAGUAUCCUUUUGAGUGAAUGUAAUCAGAAAUUGCAGAGCCAGGAACAAGUUAUGAAAUGCUUAACAGACAAUGUCAAUCAGAAGGAUAUCUUAUUGCAGCGACUCGAUGGGAAGAUCAAAGAAAAAGAUGUAGAACUUGAACAGCUUUGUAAUAGGCUAAAUCAUCUUUUAAAAGCUAAGGAAGAUCUUGAAUUGAAGAACGAAGACUUAACAGAAAAGUAUGCUCAACAGCUAUCAGUCAAAAAAGCCCUAUCCUCAGAGGAAAAGCAAGGAUCUGAGUAUGAAGAGCUAAUUCAUGCUUUAAAGAAAGAGCAGCACAUUUAUUCUGAUUUAGUAAAAGCCCUGAAAGAUUCAGACAGUAUCAACAAUCUGCAGGCUGAAUUAAACAACAUUUUUUCACUGCGAAAGCAACUAGAAGAUGAUGUUCUCUCUUACCAGACCUUGAGGAAGACCCUAGAAGAUCAAAUUAAUGAAAUUAAGAGGCAAGAAGAAGAAUCCAUUUCAUUUUAUAGUGAUCAGACAUCCUAUUUGAGUAUUUGCAUUGGUGAUCAUGAUCGUUUCCAGACAGAACAUUUGUCUCUAGAAGAACUUAAACAAAGGGUUAAUGAACUAGUGAUGAUUGUAAAGGAAUUGCAUUCAGAUAACCAAGACCUCAAGAAAACCCUUUUUGAACUUUCCUGUUUGGGUACACAGGAAAGUGGUUCAUUAGCCCAUAGUGAGAUCCUGGGGAGUAAGGAUGAUGAUGAGGAUGCUACAAAAGCUGAAGAUAUAGAUGAUGAUGAGAAGAACUUACUUAGUAGUCCCCAUUCAAUGUGGGGCAGUGAGACUACUUUGGAAUAUUCUAAACCUUUCAGUAAAAAUGGAUAUUCAAAGAAUCAAGAUGCUUCUCAGCUAGAUUUUGAUGUAGUUGGUGAUUCUUAUAGCCACAAAGAUAAAUGUCAACAUGGAGGUGAGGAGAUGAAGUUGUUCCCUUCGCCUUUAAGUGAAAAUAGAACAUCAUUGCUGGAGCCCAGACCAGAGCUUAUGAAAGCUAUAAGUGAACUUCUCCUGGAGCAUCUGGGCAUGACUGAACAGGAACUUUCUGGCUGUGAUCUAGAGGAUAAGAAUGAAAAAACUCUUAAGCAAAUAAUUAUUCAGUUAAGAACUGAACUCCGACGUUUUAAACAGGUCAAUAAAUUUUUAAGGCAGCAUAUAGACCUGAAAUCGGUAUUUGAUGGAAAGGAAAGAUUUUAUCCUGCUGCAACAGCACACCUUAAUAAGGCAAUUGAAUUGUCUAUGGUAGAAGUGAAAGAUUCAGUUACACAAACAAUGAACCCAGAGAGCUACACCAUGAAAUUCAGACAUGAAGGGAAGAAAGAUGCUGCAGAAGAAAAACCAAAAUAUUCAGUAUUAAAUGCAGAACAUCAGCAUGAAAAUGUAUAUAAGAUGCCAGAACAGCACAAUGUUCUUCCUCUUCCAAGCACAAUACACAAAAGCACUAAGAAAUCCCGCUUACCCAUUCCAUUAAAAUCAUCUAGAUCAUUAGGAAGUGUAAACUUAAACUCUUCUACCCAGGAGACAAUGGUUUAUCUACAGAACCAGAUAGCUGAACUGCAUGGACAUCUCAAGGAAUGUUCAAUUCGAAACAAACAUCUUCAACAAAAGUUAUCUUUGACUGAAGCUCUGAUUGAAGAGAGAUCAAUGCAAGACAAACUCUUGCUGAAUGCUGAGCCCUCAUCGAAAGCAGUUUGCCAGGAGAGCAAGGUGGAAUUAAAGGAUCCUGAAGGUGAUGCCGGUGGGAAGGAGGAAAAAGAGGAGGAUGAGAAUCAGAGAAAGAGUCCAGGUAAACCUGAACUAUAUCAGCUUAAAAACUUUGACAUCUUGCCCUCAAACAAAGAGAGUCAUUGUGAAGAUUUUAUAGAUGGAGCUUCAACUGCGUCUUAUGCAAGUUCCAAGAAUUUUUCUCUUCAAGUAAAUGUGAAUGGAACAGAUCUUUCUGAUGAAUUUGAUGUGGAUGAUGCUGAACAUUUAAAACAACGAAUUCGAGAUUUGAAAACUGAACUUGAAGGAUACCAGAAAUUCAUAUUUCAUUUGCAAGCUUCUAAACAGUCCCAGUGCAGUAAGGCUAUUAUCACAGUCUUGUGUGGGACUGAAGAAACCCAGGAAGGACAGAAUAAAUCUAAGGGUGGGACCCAUGAAGAAGAAAUGAAGACAUUCUCUAGUUUACAUCAAGUUCAAUAUGUAAAACACACCAAAAUCCUUCAUCCAUUGACUUCAGAGUUGGCUGAUGGGAUAGUGGAAGAACUAAAGCAACAGCUACAAGAACAAGGAUCUGAAUUAAAGAAAGAGCAGAAUAUGAAUAUGAACCUUCUUGAGGAAGUACAUAAUCUUCAAAACAAACUCAGAGAAUCAUCCCCUACAAGAUACGAUUCAUUAGUUCAGUCCCAAGCUAGGGAGCUCUCCUCCCAACGGCAGCAGAUUAAAGACAGCCAUAGCAUCUGUGUCAUUUAUCGUCAACAUAUGACCAACCUUAUUAAAGCUUUUGAGGAGUUGCUGCAGGCCAGUGAUGUUGAUUACUAUGUAGCUGAAGGCUUCCGGGAGCAGCUGAAUCAAAGCAUUCAGUUACUUGAGAAAUUGGAAAAGAUGUUUCUUAAUGGGGAUAACUUACCACCAUCUUCUCCUUUUAAGAAUUUUAAUAUAUUAUAUAUACUUGAGCCAGUCAUGGUAUACCAGUCUGCUAAAGACUACAGAGGAAAAUCAUCUGAUAGAGAAGUCAGCAAACAUAAUGAAUUAAUCAAAAGGGCUUCAGAGGAUAUUACAGUAUAUCCAAGUCUUAAUGAUAAACCAACUAUUCUACCAGCUAGUCAAGUGCUGUCAGAUUACGAAAUAUCAGAAAAGUCUUCCUUUGAUUCUGGAGAACAUAAGCAAGAUAGUGAGGAUAUAGACAAGAGUUCUAUUGUGGCAAACAAUUUUUCUCAAGACUUAUUAAUGGAACAUCUGCAAGAAAUUCGAACUUUGAGACAACGUUUAGAAGAAUCCAUCAAAACAAACGAUAGGCUGCAGAAACAGCUUGAACAUCAAGGGGGUGAACUUGAACAAGGUUCUGCAAACAUUUUUCUCCAUGGCUCGGAGCAACAUAAUUCUCUUACUUCAGAAAUACAUUUCUUGAGGAAGCAAAAUCAAGCUCUCAAUGUGAUGCUUGCAAAAGGUUCACGAGAUAAACAAAAGGAAAAUGAAAAAUUACGAGAAUCCCUCUCCAGGAAGACCGUGAUCAUUGAACACCUUCAAAGGGAUUAUGAAUGUAUCAAGCAAGAAAAUGAAAGGUUGCAGAAACAAGUCAGUGAGAAAGAAAAAGACAACAGGCAUCUGACUCAUGCGAUUUAUAGCAGCCAUCAUGAAUUAAACAGGAUUCAGGCAGAAAUGAAGGUUCAACAACGGCAGUAUGCAGAGAAUGCCAAAUUAUUGCAAUCGCUCCGAGUUGAACUCAAGGUAUAUGAAAAGCUGGAAGAAGCAAACAGAAGACAGAUAGAACCCAGACAAGAUAUGUCAGAGGAAUGCAGAAAAGAGCAGAACCAUCUUCUGGACUUGCAUGAACUCCUGACAGAGAUACAGAAUUUGAGAGUUCAACUGGAAAGAAGCAUCGAGACAAAUAAUGCCCUGAGGAACAAGUUAGAGGAACAGCUUUCAAAGGGAGUGGACACUAUGGCUGCAGUGUCUCCUUUGACCACUCCCAGCCUUCCCCAGAAAGAAUGGCAGCUUUGUCCAGGAAACAAUGUUGAUAAUGAACCCUCUACAGAAGACAAGGAACAAUGUGAGCUGUCAGAUCAGAGUUUGGCACAGCUACCACAAUCAGAAAAGCCAGAAGUUUCUGGAGGGGAUAUGGACAGCUCUUCGUGCUGUAGCAGCAGCUCUGCUCACAGUAUACCUUGUACUCCCCGCCUAGUUCCUGGCCAUCGAAUGUGGGCCAACAAGAGUGGACGUCAUAUUCUGGGGUUGAUUGAGGAUUAUAAUGCUUUACGUAAGCAAAUUUGUGAAGGCCAGAAGCUACUUUCAGAAAUGGAAGCUCAUCUUCAACUCAUUUGUGGCCCCAAGAACCAGGAAACUGGAUUAAAGGUUCCAGAUCAGGCGCCUCUGAAUGGUUUUUCUGACAGUGUUAACACAGCACAGCAGAUAUUAGAAGAGGCAGCUCGUUUAUUGAAGCUUCUUUGGAGAGUUUCUCUUCCCAUAAAUGGCCACUGUCCUGUUCACUCUAAUCAGAUUGCUGAAAUGAAAGCUGAAAUCAUCCGACUGCGCAAGAAAAUUUCUGAACAAGAGAAGAAGCUAUAUAGUACAGCUAGACAUUUACAGUCGAGGAAACACCAGGAAAAAGUCAUCUUUGAUCAGUUGGUUUUAACUCAUGAAAUCCUCAGAAAGGCUAGAGGAAACCUUGAGCUUAAACCAGGGGGGCCAUCUCUGGGAACAGCCAGUUCCUGCGGAUCAGAAUCCUGAAGGACCAACUUUUGCUAAUAAAUGUAUUGGCUCCUUACUAUGA
Molecule: messenger RNA, 6102 nt
Organism: Sarcophilus harrisii (Tasmanian devil)
Lineage: Eukaryota; Metazoa; Chordata; Mammalia; Dasyuromorphia; Dasyuridae
Gene: CDK5RAP2
Product: CDK5 regulatory subunit associated protein 2
Exons: 39
Coding region: 216-6059 (1947 amino acids)
Biological process (GO): chromosome segregation; microtubule bundle formation; regulation of mitotic cell cycle spindle assembly checkpoint
Cellular component (GO): microtubule plus-end; microtubule organizing center; pericentriolar material
Molecular function (GO): transcription cis-regulatory region binding; microtubule binding; calmodulin binding
Source: RefSeq, a predicted model, not a curated record